Adineta ricciae is the source of this 1086-nucleotide messenger RNA. Lineage: Eukaryota; Metazoa; Rotifera; Eurotatoria; Adinetida; Adinetidae. The record is from the annotation of a GenBank genome assembly.
AUGUCAAUAGAUCCCAAAGAAAUCUUUCCUUUUAUCGAAUUCAACGGUCAAACAGCACGUGAACGCGGUUAUGAACAUGGAACAAUUUUAUUCGAUCGUAUAGAUAAAUCCAUAAAAACUUAUCGAAAACACUUUGCCACGCAACCAAACUAUAACGAACAAUCGAUUUUAAAUUUAUGCGAACAAUAUCGUCGAGGAAUAUCCUCGUAUUCAAAUGAAUAUCUCGAAGAACUGGAUUCCAUAGCUGUAGCAUCCAAACAAGAUCCUCUUUGGAUUAUCGCUUUAAAUUGCCGUUUAGAACUAUUAAAUCAUUUGGCAUUUGGAAUACAAAAUGAAUGUACUGUUUUAUAUGAUAAACAAACCUGUCAAUUAGCAGAAAACUGGGAUUGGAUAGAAGAUUUCGAGUUUUUAGCUUGUAUUAAUCACGUGAAAUCCAAAGGUAUUUUACAGAUGAUUGAGCCCGGUGUAUUAGCAAAAGUUGGAUUGAAUUCACAUGGAAUUGGUGUUACGAUCAAUUUCGUUGACCCAUCAGCACAAUCCCAAACUCCCUCGAAUAUACCUCUACACAUUUCAUUACGAGCUGUACUUGAUCAAGCGACAAAUUUCGAACAAGCGUUGAAUAUAUUCGAACAAAAUGGACCUGGUUUCGGUGGACACGUUCUUAUUGGCGAUGACCAAGGUCAAUGUUGUUGCGUAGAAUUUCCCGGCGAUCAAGUGCGUUUCAUUCGAAAUCAUCCAUAUCAUACAAAUCAUUUUCUAUAUACAAAUAACAAUGAUCAUAUCAAAGAUAAACCCCGAUAUCACAACUCAUUGGAUCGUUACGCACGAGUGACACAAUUAUGGGACAAUCGAACAUCAUUACAAUCGAUCCUGUUUGAUUUUGAGAAUGAGGAACAAGCAUAUCCGAUUUGUCGAUCAUAUAAACCAACAUCGUUAGGAUCAGUGGGAACUGUUUGUUCAUUAAUUAUGAAUUUAAAGGAACGAACAAUGAACAUAACGAAAGGCAAUCCACGGAACAAUCCGAAAUUCUAUGAAUUCAAACUCAAUCAAAGUGCAACGUCAGUCUCAGAACUCAUUGAUAAGUAA